Molecule: messenger RNA, 639 nt
Organism: Alexandromys fortis (reed vole)
Lineage: Eukaryota; Metazoa; Chordata; Mammalia; Rodentia; Cricetidae
Gene: Sumo2
Product: small ubiquitin like modifier 2
Exons: 5
Coding region: 144-431 (95 amino acids)
Biological process (GO): protein sumoylation
Cellular component (GO): nucleus
Molecular function (GO): protein tag activity; ubiquitin-like protein ligase binding
Source: RefSeq, a predicted model, not a curated record
CGCACGGCGUGCGCGCGCCCUCCGCCUCGUCCGCCCCUGCCGCCUCCUUCUUCUGCCGCUCCUGGUGCUGCCUGUGUGCUCCUUCAGUGCGGACCUGGUGCCUCUUUUGUGAAGCGGCAGCUGAGGAGACUCCGGCGUUCGCCAUGGCCGACGAGAAACCCAAGGAAGGAGUCAAGACCGAGAACAACGACCAUAUUAAUUUGAAGGUGGCGGGGCAGGAUGGCUCUGUGGUGCAGUUUAAAAUUAAGAGGCAUACACCACUUAGUAAACUAAUGAAAGCCUAUUGUGAACGACAGGGUUUGUCAAUGAGGCAGAUCAGAUUCCGGUUUGAUGGACAGCCAAUCAAUGAAACAGACACACCUGCACAGUUGGAAAUGGAGGAUGAAGACACGAUUGAUGUGUUCCAGCAGCAGACAGGAGGUGUCUACUAAAAAGGGAACCUGCUACUUUACUCCAGAAUUUUGUUAUAGACCAAGAAUACAUUCGCAAUUAGAAAGCCGCAAUUUGGUUCCACCACAUCCUGACUACUACAGUAUAGUUUUCUCUUAUUCUUUCAUUUCCCUGUCCCCAUUUCUUUAUUGUACAUAAAGUAACUGGUGUAUGUGCACAAGCAUAUUGCGCUUUUUUCUUUCCUUUUUU